Messenger RNA from Syngnathus typhle (broad-nosed pipefish), 2090 nucleotides. RefSeq lists its product as uncharacterized. NCBI's taxonomy places the organism in Eukaryota, Metazoa, Chordata, Actinopteri, Syngnathiformes, Syngnathidae. The record is from RefSeq and is a predicted model, not a curated record. The transcript has 11 exons. Gene Ontology annotation, molecular function: ubiquitin-protein transferase activity. The coding region runs from base 131 to 1699 and encodes 522 amino acids.
UGAUGCCCUCAAACCUUUAUUCCCAAAAUUGGGGGCUGUGACUGGUGGGUGGCUGCUAUACAAAUCUGCAGGUGGAUGGGGUAGCCAAAAACUCUCUCUUGUGGCUCCUGAUGACACUGGCUAUACAGGCAUGAUCUUGAAGUCUGUAAGUCGUGGGGCUAAAAAUCUAUUCAUAGCCCCAAUUCAAGAGGAACUCAGCACAAAUCCCCUACCACUGACUGAUGAAGCAUUCAGUAGCAUGCCAAAAGCCACAUGUCAGACGUGUGGAGUUGCAGUUCCUGUUCCACUCCUGACGGAACACAUCAAGUCUUGUGGUGUCAUGUAUGUUGGCAGUGAUGAUAACCUGGCUGAUGUGGAAAGCAGUGAGCCUGAAGACAGGAAAUCAGAUAUGCACGAAUGUCCUGUCUGCACAGAAAUGUUUACUACUGACUUUAUUGAGGUACACGCUUCUUCAUGUGUGGAAAGGGCAGGAAAAGAGGUGUGCAAUGAAAGCAUUGUAAUUGAGGAAGAGCAAGCGGCAAUGCCUGGACCAUCCGGAACUUGUGCAACUGCUACAGAUGACUGGUUAACUAUCAGUGACCCCACCAAGGCCAUAUCUCAGUGUGCUGACAGUUUUCUGCGUAUUCAUCAAACUGAGAGCCCCUUACUUCUCAGCAUGGACAUCAGAAAAAGCCCUGCUGAACAGGACAUGGCACUAAUCUCCUUCUACAAGCGAAAUCAUGUGGAAUGGGGACGGCCUCUGAAUUGCAAACUUGAAGGAGAUACUGCUAUUGGACAGGGUGUAACUCGCUUCUUUUUCUCAACAUGCAUGGAAAAAUUGAAGUCAGGGUUUUCCAUCAAUUUUGCAAACUCAAAUGUUACGCGGCUUUUGGAAGGAGAGACUGGCCAUUUGGUUCCCUCAGCCUCUCACUUUCUUGUUGAAAGUGAUAUGUUCAUGGUGGCGGGGAGAAUGGUAGGCCACUCCUUUCUACAUGGCGGACCAUGCCUGUUGGGAAUCAGCCCUGCAGUGAUUCAUGUCCUACUUGGUGGAAGUCCUGAAACUGCAACUGUUACACUUGAAGACUGUCCAGACCUGGAUAUCAGAGAAACAAUCGGACUUCUUGAAGGGGAAUCCAUACUGUCAGAUAAGGAUAAACAGCGGGUCCAGGACUUGGCCCAUGCCUGGGACCUCCCUUGGCUAACUGAGCAAAACAGGAGAUGGCUUUUUGAAAAGCUUUUGAUUCAUGCUGUAAUAGGACGUGUCACAAGGCAAAUUAAGCAGCUGAGACGAGGUCUUAAAGAAACCCCAAUGUGGACACUGUUGACCCAAAGACCAGACACAGUGGCUUUGCUUUUUCCUGAAGAGGGAGCAGGAAAUUUCAGCCCUGAGGUGCUUCUUCAUCGACUCACAUGGCCUUGUGAGGAUAGUGACGAUGAUGACGAUUGUUCAGUUGACACCAAAUGCCGCAUAUCGGGCUAUCUUCGACAGUUCAUUGCUAAUGCAACACCAACUGAACUGACCAACCUGGUAAAAUUCUGGACCGGAUGGGAGAUCCUACCACCAAGUCUCUCUGUAGAAGUGGUCGAGGGCAGAUACCCCACAGCCUCCACUUGCUUUGAGACCCUGCGCAUCCCAGGGCAUUACAAGGAUUACACAUCUUUUAAAUGUGACAUCCUGGCCUGUAUUUACAGUUGCCAUACAGGAUUUGGUCUUGUGUGAGACAUUUGGCCUGUAGCCUUGUAAGACAAGAUUGGAUGUUAAAAUGCUUGUUAGUUCUGUUAAAAGAACUGUUGGAUGUUAAAAUGCUUGUUAGUUCUGUUAAAAGAACUGUUGGAUGUUAAAAUGCUUGUUAGUUCUGUUAAAAGAACUGUUGGAUGUUAAAAUGCUUGUUAGUUCUGUUAAAAGAACUGUUGGAUGUUAAAAUGCUUGUUAGUUCUGUUAAAAGAACUGUUGGAUGUUAAAAUGCUUGUUAGUUCUGUUAAAAGACCUGUUGUAAAAAACUCAGCACUCUAAAAGAAAACGUUGUGCAAGUUAAUGUAUUAAAUAUUUUCUCACUGUUACGGUACUUUGCAGUAACCUUUGCCAAUAAAUGGUCAAUUCAUAAGGUAAA